Pygocentrus nattereri (red-bellied piranha) is the source of this 4141-nucleotide messenger RNA. RefSeq lists its product as uncharacterized. The transcript has 9 exons. The record is from RefSeq and is a predicted model, not a curated record. Bases 177 to 1154 code for a protein of 325 amino acids. NCBI's taxonomy places the organism in Eukaryota, Metazoa, Chordata, Actinopteri, Characiformes, Serrasalmidae.
GCUGCGAGUUGCGCACGCAGCACUGAUGUGGAGAAAAUUCCAAGUCUACGUCACGACGUUCGCACGUCUCCCCGCCCACUCCCUGCAUGUUUGUCCCAAAAUGUGAGGAGCAGGUUUGCAGAAGUCAGCUGAUGGAGGGGUAGAAAGCAGAAGUAGCUUCUCCAGAUCCGAACGAAAUGGACGAGAUUCGUCCAUUGUUGUCGCCUCAGCGGCUUCAGAGCGUUGACCUGCCUUCUCCAAACCUGCUGCCCAGACACAGAGACCUGUUACCAACACCAUGUGGACCAAUAAAGCGGUGGUCAGAGCUGCCGUGUCUAGUGAAGAUCUAUUUCUGCUUCACGCUCAGCUCCCUGCUAGCCCUCCUCAUCCUCACUGUGUUCAACAUCCAGAGAGAGAGAGUCAGUAAGGGCAGUGACGACGAUGACUUCACGGUGUCCCUCAUCCAGCUUGUCAGCAUCUUGUUCUGCAUGUACUAUAUCACACGGGGGGUGCUGCAGGAGAACAGACAAGAGCUGAUUGUCUUUGUACUGAGCGUGCUUGUGGUCAUGGUGCGCUCGGUGGUCAACUUCAGCGUGCUCACAACACACGACCUGCUUCUAUUGGUACGGUUUGUUUGUAUCCUGUGUGUGGGUUUGCUGCAUGUGAUCUGCGCCAUGCUGCUGAUCCAGAGGCCCAACAUGAUGGCCUUCCGUGUGGGCGGGGCUCUGGAGAGCAUGCAGGAGCAGUACUUCAUACUGAACCUCUGCUUCUCCAUGGUUACUUUUGACCUUCAAGCCCAGCUGUGCCUGUGCAUCCUAAUCCUAACAUCAGGCACCUCCAUGUCCUACGCUCACACUGUCGUUCUAGGAAUUGGGGUUGUCUGGGCCUGCUUCACUGCUGCUGUUGGAGCCAUUGCUGUUUUAAAAGAAGUGAAGCCCCUGGUUUGGAUUUUCGUCCUCAUGAACUUGCCACAGCUGGCUUAUUUCAUUUACCUUCUUUAUUCGAUCAUUUCCCAGUGGGGCCAGAGUAAGACAUACAGUCUGGAGGCUGCUGCCAUAACAGGCUGCGUGGUCUCGGUGACCAUCAAAAGCGUGCUGUUCUGGGGCCUGUACCGCCUCUACCACAGCUUCGGCCAGGGUCUGCGCGAGAGAAUGUUUGCUGCAGACAAGCAAUGAGGACCCUUUGAAGAGGACUAGCGUGAGGCCACUGGGGCCAAUCUGUGAGGAGUACGACAAAGCAACAAAUUUGUUUUAAGGAUGGUUUUUAACAUGGACUAUUUGGCAGCUAGCACUGCUUUUCAAAGCCUACCUUACACAUUAUUGUAAAUCUGAAAUGCUUUUCAGUGGAAAGGCCUUUUCAACUGACCAUAAGUUCAGGCCAUUUCAUGCCAUUGUGCCAAAUUUGUUAAAUUAGAGUGAAUGUGACGGUGUUUACUGCUACAAAUGCACUGAAUGGAUUGAUUGAACAGUACGUUUGAUCUUCCAGGCUUAAACAUGUUCCCACGAUAACUUUGAAUUCCAAAUAACAAUUGCAGACUCUGCAAGCACAAAUAUCAUCAUGUGGCUGUCUUACCUAAUUUUAAGAUUUUGAGGCUUUGUAAAGUCAAUCAGCCAAUUGGCCGCAGUAAUAGACAUGCUUUAGCCUGUCUGUUGCUGCUUUAAACUUUGGGCUUUCAGCCAUUCUUUUAGCCAGGCGUUGAAGUUGUAUUUUAUGUUGAUGAACAAUAGAACAAAGCAUUUCGGAUGUUCUCUUAUUUAGUCGUUCAUAACAUCUCACUUUUGCAUGCUAAAUUUGUAGACUGCAUCCACAAGCUGAUAUGCAUAUGCAUAUACACAUGCAUUUAAAAAAUUAUAUAUAUAUAUAUAUAUAUACAUAUGGCGAUUAAGUCAGUUCAUAAAUAUCUAAUUUGUACCUUCUUGAAUACAAACAAAAAGACCUCUCAGUGUGAAAAUGUACUACUGGUUUGAUACUGUGUUUAUGACCGGAGUUGUUAAGAGUGGAAUUGCUCAUGUUGUGUGAGUGAAAGACAGUAGCUGAGUGACUGACCAGUCACUCAGACUGGGCUGUAUGUUCCUGCAGCAGAGCUAAAUGUGUAGAUUUGCUCAAAGAGCACCUUAAAACAAGUUUGCACUGGAGAUAUGAAGCUAAUGUGGCAAACAAGGAAUGGAAGCUUACCUUCCACCCUUUAGCGCUGUGCAAACUGCAUACCUAAAGCAUCAGUUGCCUCAAACCAGGUCAGGUUGCAAAAUAAUGUGAACAUACUUACAUGGUUUCUGACAUGGUAUUACAUUAUAUAUAUAUUUAUAUAUAAGCAUUACUAGCUACAUUGGCUUCUACACUUACAAAAACUAAAGAAGCAAACUUGUCAAACAUGUCUUGGCUGAUUGACUACAUUCGUUUUUUUUUAAAGGCUGUAUCAGAGAUGGUUUCCCACCUUCAUCUUUUUUGUAAGUACGUUGCUGCCCCCACCUGAUUUCUUCUGUUUUUGCUAAUUUGUCACAUUUCAAUAUUUCAGGUUAUCGAACCAGUUUUAAUAUUAGAUAGAGACACAAGUUAACUCAGAAUUUAGCUUUUAAACGAUCGUUCUAUUCAUUGAAUAUAAGGAUUUAUUCGAAACCUGUAUCGGCCAUGUGAAAAAGUAAUUGUCCCCUAAACCUAAUAACUAAUAAACCACCAUAACUUGCAUUGCGAUUCAUCGCCUGUUUAAGGUCUCAGCACAGCAUCCCAAUGAGAUUAAUGUGAGGACUUUGACUUGGUCACUCCAAAACCUUACAUUAGUUUUUUUUGAGCCAUUCAGAGAUGGACUUGCUUGGGUGCUUCGAUUCAUUUGUCCUGCUGCUUAACCAAAGUACGCUUGAACUUUAGGUCAAACUAACAGGCGGACAUUCUCCUUUCUGUUUCGUAGGUUGUUCAGAUUCUAUAGAAGUAAAUCUGCCCCAGACCGUCACACUACCACCACCAAGACUGCUGCUUUGAUGUUCUUAUCGUGGAAUGCAGUGUUAGCUUUAUGCCGGAUGUAAUGGACAUCAGGUCGCAGAAUAUUAUCCCAUUAUAUAUUCACAUAGGGUCAAGUGGGGAUGAACAGCAUUCUUCCUUCAAUAAGUGAAAUUUUGUGUUUAUUUAGGUUCGUUUUUGAUCUGAAACUAAGUCUAAACGCUUCAGAGGCCACCGCAACUGCUCCUCAUUAUAACAUCACCCAUGCAUCAGGGAUUGCUGAAGAAUCGAGCUGCGCAGCCUGACUUUUUAGAGACAUAUUGUAAGCAGACAGUGGUUCAGGUCUUUUCACCGUGUUUUGAUCAGGUGAAGAGGAGGCAUUACUGUGAUAUUUUCAUAUUCCUCACCCUGUAGAUAAACCAAAGUUUCCUGAGACUCAAAAGACUUUUUUAAACGCAUUUAUGUUUUUUGUACCUUUUGUCUGAUGCUCUUUUUAUUGAUAUGCUGCAUUGUUUACUGGGGUUUACUCUGUUCCUGUUGUCUAUACUGUAAUCACCAGAGCACUUCUAAUAUCUGUUAGAAAUGAUUGAGCCACUUGGCUAUGGAAGCCUGUUCCUGCCAUGUAGAGGAGGAAAAAAUUACCUGCAUUUCUUUUCUAAUUUUUUGAUUCUGGCAGCAGUGUGUUAUAAAUGUUGGUGUACUAUCUCAUAGUCAUGACUUAUUUUCUCAAAAUAUUGACUUAGCAUCUCGAAAUAUUGAUUUAUUUUCUAAUUAAAAUGACUUGUUGAAAGAUAACUGUCUGACUUAAAAGUAUGCAAUAAUAAUGACCUUUCACAUCAAAAAAUGACUUGGUAUCUUUUAAUAAAUACUUAGUAUAUCAAAGCAAUGACAUAUUUCCUCAAAAUUCUAGCUUGCUUUGUCAAAAUAAUGACUUAUCUCAAAUUAGUAUCCUGUAAUAAGAUGUUUUGACUUAUUUGAAAAUAAUGACUUACUCUAGCAAAAUAUUAUUUUUCUCAGACGUAUUAUGUAUAUGUAAUAAGGAUGACUUAUUAUGUCGUAGAGACUUACUAUCCCAAAAUAACAUCUGUCUCCUCUGCUUGGAAUGAAUAGGCUUUCAUACUUCUAAUCCAUUUCAUAUUUUUUCAGUUAGAUUUUGAUAGUAUGAUUUUCAGUACUUUCAAAAACUGAUUUGUAAUACAAAAAUACCCAAUAAAUACAUUUUACACAG